AUGAAGCAAGUGAUCGUUCUCUUUUGCCUAGGAUAUCUGUUCGGCUGCGCUCUCGCGCAGAACAAACCAUCUGGAAGAGUUGUUAGCGGAACUGCCGUGUCUGCUGACGUAUAUUCGUUUCUCCUACAGAUGCACUAUUUGGGCGAGUUUUUCUGUGGUGCUAGCAUUAUAUCAUACAAGCAUGCCUUAACUGCCGCCCAUUGUUUAUUUCACACCCGGCCGCAUCCUUUUUUUAUGAAGCUGAUCGGCGGAAGCUCUGAGCUGAACAGUGGUAUCCAGUUUUCUGUAGAAGGAUACGUUAUUCAUCCAGAAUACGUAAGCGCGGAAGACCAAAGUCCGAAUAAUGAUGCGGCUAUUGUCACCAUCAAUGGUUCGUUCGGUGAUUACCCGGUCUUUUCGGCCAUAUCUUUGCCAACGAAGGAUCUAACCUACGCACCAGACAAUGCGAGUUGGUGCUUUAUGGCUGGCUGGGGAAAGACUAACGUGAACUCGCCGGGAGCUUCUAAUACGCUCCAGCUCGUGUGGACUCAAGUUAUAUCGCAGUACGUUUGUCAAAAGAAAUGGACUCGUGAUGUAGCUAUCACACCACAAAUGGUGUGUGUCAACCUUCCGAACACAGCCGCAUGUAGAGGCGACAGUGGUGGCCCGCUCGUGUGUAACGCGGAGUUGGUUGGCAUCAACUCAUUCGGAGAUCGGUACUGCACUGGAUCGCCGCCAUCGGUAUUUGCAAAGGUAUCAUCAACAAGCAUUCGCUCGUUCAUCAAACAACACACUGGUCUUUGA
This is a messenger RNA of Anopheles coustani, 783 nucleotides long. RefSeq names its product trypsin 3A1-like. The coding region runs from base 1 to 783 and encodes 260 amino acids. NCBI's taxonomy places the organism in Eukaryota, Metazoa, Arthropoda, Insecta, Diptera, Culicidae. Gene Ontology annotation, molecular function: serine-type endopeptidase activity. Gene Ontology annotation, biological process: proteolysis. The record is from RefSeq and is a predicted model, not a curated record. The transcript is spliced from 3 exons.